This is a messenger RNA of Caenorhabditis elegans, 5132 nucleotides long. It is a transcript of the gene C34F6.10, whose product is annotated as Fibronectin type-III domain-containing protein. Bases 141 to 4538 code for a protein of 1465 amino acids. Gene Ontology annotation, cellular component: membrane. The record is from RefSeq and is marked reviewed. The transcript has 16 exons. NCBI's taxonomy places the organism in Eukaryota, Metazoa, Nematoda, Chromadorea, Rhabditida, Rhabditidae.
UUUCAGAAUCAACGCCUUCUCGAAUGGCGACAUUUGCUUGUGUCAGCUUGCCCCCACAGUUUAUCACACCUCCACCGUCAACGUCCAAUUGUACGCAGCACAUUGACAGUGACAGUGGAAGCAGAAAGUUGCCGGAAAAAAUGUCUCAAGAUGAAUUAUCCAAUCCGGCAGCUGCUGCAAACGAGGGUAUACGUCAAGAGUUUUUUAGGAAUUUUCUGAAAGCCACCGGUACGAGUGGCGGAGAUAUGAAGACCCUAGAAACAUUGGACGAUGGCGGCUCGACGUCAUCACAUCAAACUUCUCCUGAGUACCCGAGCCCUCCUCCGCCAAGCAAUUCUCCUCCUGAAUCAAUGGCAUCCCUUCAGGCAGAAUCACCGAUUGAGGAUGAGGACGCUCGUCAUGAAAUGACUUCAACAGAAGGAACGUCUUCUACUGGAACUGGUAGUCCGCAAGAGCCUAAAACAUGGAUCUCUCAGCCCGGUUAUCAUCCAGUGCCUAUCAGUGGUCCUCUUCCACGUCAUCCACAAUCUAUUCUAUUUGUUCACGUGAAUGAUGGAGAAAUUCUACAACUACAUCAACAAGGAAAUAACGAAGUUGUUGGAAAUCUUCUUGGUCCUGGAACAGUUCGCAUGAUUGGUGAACCCGGGAUGACAAACCAACCGCUUCCAAUUCAACUCCGCCACAAUCAACAGUGCCAUCAAUUUGUUGAUGAAGAGGGAAAUCUCCGCCAUGUUGUGUUGUCAGUCGCUUCGUCAGAUAAUAGCGGUCAGAGCUCGCAGGAACUGAAUGUUCCACAGCUUGUUGGUUCUCAACAACUGCUCAAUGCUAUUGGAGGAACUCCAACACAAAACGGUCCUGGAACGUCAUCUUCACGAGGAAGUGGCCGAGGAAAUCAUGGUGGAGGACGAAGAAAUUACGGAAAUCAGAGAAGUCUUCAUACGAACAACAACGAAUCAGGACAACACAGUCAAAAUGGGCACUCUGGACACCGUAAUGUAUAUUCUCGUGGCAACUACCGCGGCAAUAAAUAUAAUUCAAGAGGUCGUAUGGAUUAUCAUGGAAAAGCUCGUAACGAUAAUCCCAGUUACAUGGCUAAUAACGUGCAAGAGCUUCCGGAGCUCGCAGUGAAUACACAUGGAUCAAUUGAUUCAAAUGUUCAAGUGACGGCAAGCACAACUCAGGAUAUGGUUACACUAAGACAACCAACUCCAGUUAUGACUUUACCUCCACCACCACAACAAAGAUCGUUACUAGGAGAACCAUCUGGGCCACCAAUGGGUGAAAUGCAACCAAUUGUGCACGGAAUACCGUCUGCGCAAUCCGUAAACUUCCCUCCGCCAGGACUCCCAUUGUUAAUACCAAGUGUUCACGAGAUUCCACGGCAAGAUUUAAGCGUUAUGCCUGCAAUGAUGAAUGGGUCCGUGCAGUCAACAAUGAUGCAAGAUCCAAUGAUGCCCGGAACAUCAAUGGGAAUGAAUCCACAGAUGUUCGGUGUUCCUCCACCUCCUCCAGGCAUGAUGAUAUUGUCGACUGAUGCUGCCUUUAACAACAACAAGUGGAUACCAUAUCAAACCUUGGGGGAGAAUGAACGUCUACUCAAAGUACUGUCGACUUUGCGUCCAAUUAGAGUUGCCAACACACUCACAACUGAAAUGGAGUUUCUCUAUACGCCGCUGAAAAUAAAUGACUACCGAUUCGAACACGGCAUCUGUUUGUUCGGACCAAUUGAAAAUUCGGAUGUGUCUUACCAUGCAACUGUGUUUGACUUAAGUGGAAUAAUGAUUACCACUGUUAUCCUGGAAGUGAACAAAAGCGGCGACGACAUUGUGAGCAAUUUGUUUCGAGUACAGUCUCUACAUCCCAACACAACGUAUAAAAUUAAUAUGAAAGCUGUAAUUAUUGAUCGAGGACUUCAUGGACAACAAACGGAUGAUCUAUGCUUCCGCACAGCCCCGGGAAGGCCGGAACCACCAACGGAAGUUGAGAUUCUUUCACGUGGUCUUCAUUUUAUUGAGUUGGUAUGGAAAACUGCAAUUAACAACGGUGCAUUCAUCAGUCAUUAUCAUGUGUACAUUCACGAGAAUGAGUUGGAAGAUGGUCGUAUGAUGCAAACAGCCGAGGAAAAGAUUCAAAUUUCUAACUUGAUUCCACAAACGUGCUAUAAGAUUAGAAUCCAUUCAAUCAAUGCUCUGGGAGAAUCAAUGGAAGGCUAUGAACUUGAUGUGUGGACAAAACCAAACUCACCGCCGCUUGCCCCGGAAAACAUUUCUGUUUUCGCACAAUCACAUCGAUCGAUUCGUGUCAGUUGGGACAAGAACCCUAAUUGUACUAUCUGGAUUGAAGUUUACAAUUGUGCAUCAGGAAAGGGUGGAUACGCUCGGGAAAACUUUGGCGGAGAUCAGACAGUUAUUGGAGAACUUGACCCAGACACGGAAUACCAAAUGCGUGUCAUCGCUCGUAACGAGUUUGGAGAAGGGCAUUCUGAAUACAUCAACAUGAGAACACAGAAGUACCGCAAGAGUGAACAUCCUUCACGCUUCCGACAGUAUAGCGAUGAUCAUCGUAAGGUUAACUAUGAUCGUUCACCAUCUACACCAUUUUUUGUGCGUUUUGUUGACAACUGUCCAGAAAUGGCAUGGAAAAACUUUGCAUCACCACAAGACGAAAUCAGCUUUUUAGUUGAAGGAUCCACAUUUGAAAUGCCGGAAAAAUAUAUUCAGCUCUAUAGAGGAAAUUCUUCAUCACUCAUUGUUUUGGAUAGUAAAAUGCACUAUAUUCGAGUAAUAAACAUUUUCAAAAAAGGACAAAGAAGUCCGCCAUCAGAACGAGCUGUGAUUCCUCGUGAAUACUUUAAGUACAGACCGGAGAAAAUUACUGACGUGAAAAUUUCUUUGAGGAGUGAAAAUUGUGUGCUGGUUAAAUGGCAAACAUUGGAUAUCAAGUCAAACAAACUUCCCGAGACUUCAAAAAUUAUCUACUAUGUGCAACGAUGUGAUCUUACAGAAAAUCAAGUUUUAUGUGCAGGCGAAGAAGACCACUGUUUUUUUGAUAAUAUUCCUGGAGAGACCACAAUCAGUGUCCAAGUCCGUGCGGCUGUGUCCUUCCAUGAUGCUUUGACUCAUGGCGAUUGGAGUGUUCUCUCUCAUUUCACAACUCCACGAGGACUUCCUUCUCCGGUUAUCAACGCUAAGUUUAAUGUGAAAUGUUCAACUCUCUACUGGGAUUGCCUAGACAAAUCAACGGACCUUCAAUAUACAGUACACAUUCGACAGUUGCCAACUAAACGGGAUCUUCUUAAAGUGACAACAAAAGCGAAAAACAUUGUCUUAGAUAGUGUUCAACCUGGAGAAAAGUAUUCAGUGACACUUAUUUCUUUGACAACAGUUGGUAAAUCAAAACAACGUACUGAACUGGAAAUCAAUGUUCCCGCUUUGAAACCAAGUGCCCCAGAAGAUGUUGCAGUGUCCCAAGUGCAAAUUGAUAGAUGCACUGUGUCAUGGACAGCAGCAGAAGGAAAUGGAUCACCCAUUAUCGGUUACGUUGUUCGUAUGAUGUUGAAUGGAGAACUUUUCAGUGAGCAUUUUGUGACUGAAAGCGAAAACGAGACAAAUUACCGUCACGUGCUGAAGUACUUAGAUCCCAACACCGAGUACUUGAUCAAUAUUGCUGCAAAGAACUCGGUUGGAUUCAGUGAAAAGAUUGAAGCUGUUGUCAAAACAGUCCCACUCUGUCCAACUAUUCCAAAAAUAUGGUGCGACUGUGAAGCGACUGCUCUUAAAAUUCAUUGGGAUCGAGUGACAUCGGGCAAUAGCAUGAUGUAUAAAUUGAUGAAAAUUAACAAAAACGCGCAACAAGUCACAUUAUAUGAGGGAGAGAAUAAUACAGCAAAAGUGAAGAGCUUGAAAGAAAACACGAAAUAUGUUUUCAAGCUGCGAGUUUCUGAUCGAGCCACUGGGGCUUCUACAUGGUCCGAGUCAUUCUCAUUCAGCACAACAACUGCUCCACCACCGCCCUUGAAAAAAAGCCCAUCGACUGCACUUGUUUCCGGCCACUCUUACUUGUACCGUAUUGAAUGGGAAAACUGCCUUCCAGACAGUUCACAACAUUACUACAGACUUCAAAUUGCUGAUGCGACUGUAAAGGGAGCAAAGUGGCAACUGUGUUACGAAGGAAGAAAUCACUUCUACGAGUUGAACACCGAAACAUAUCCUGGGGCUUUACAUGUUCGAGUCAUGUGCGUGCGCAAACAUCUUGAAGAAGAAUUGAAAGGAAGUCCGAGUCCAGUUGGCUAUAUUGGAAAUGUUCCUCCUACUAUCGAGUCGGUAAAGAACGAGGAAAUUCAUCAAAAAUCUAGAUUGCAUCUUUUCACGACGGAUAGAGCAUAUGCGUAUUCUCUCUUGGUUUUGCUCAUUUUUCUCUUCUUAAUGAUUCUUAGCUUUUCCGAAAAAGCUUUUGAAUAUAUCACUGGAAUGCCUAUUGAAAAGUUGUCUUCGGGAAAUGCGGCAACAUCUCCUCCGUCUUCAAAACCCCCUCAAUAAGUUCAUUCUUCGACAUAAUAUUAUUGUUUUGUUUCAUUAUUUUGCUCUUUAUUUUUGCAUAUGCUGAUAGCCUUAAUUCUGUGUUUUCAAAUUUCCAGAAAUUAGUUGUUCCAAUGUCUUCAGUUGUUAAAAACAACUGUUUUUUUCUUGAAUUUCAUGUUUAAUUGACACUUCUCUUGAAGCUAAGCUCGUUACAUUUCUCAAAUGUUUCUUACUUUAUAUCAAAGUAUACCCGGUUAAAUUGAUUCCGAUUGAAAAUCCCCAAAAUUACAUCGUAGGACUCUAGAAGCUCUCACACAUCGUAUUAUUUUACAAACAUGGUCCCUUCUGUUCAUAUUUUUUAAUGUUGGUCAUCCGGUUUUUUGUUCAAAUUCAUUUCCUUUUUUCUUUUAUCAAUUUUAUGUUUCAUCCUGCCACUGUUGUAAAUGUUUGCCGUUGAUCGGAGGUGAAAAUUGUUCUCCCAUUUUUUUUUGUAAAUUGGAAAAAAGUAGUUCUCAAAUCAUUGAUAAUAUAUUUUCAGUAUUUUAUUAAUUUAAUAUUUCCCCUUUAUACUUGUGUCCAUUUAGCAAUGAAUGUAUAUAUUUGGAUUUGCAA